Molecule: messenger RNA, 1662 nt
Organism: Knipowitschia caucasica
Lineage: Eukaryota; Metazoa; Chordata; Actinopteri; Gobiiformes; Gobiidae
Source: the annotation of a GenBank genome assembly
AUGUUAACCAAGAAGCCCGGAGCCUCGGUCCUCCACACGGGCAAAGCGGGCGAGCCGAACUACUCCACAUCUCCUCCCGGCACCCUGCCUCCUCUACGUAGCAGCAACCUCAACCCUCUGACGGGGGGUUCUAAAGCCAGCAUGUCCGACACAGUGCAGCUCUCUCCACCGUCACAUCAUCAGCUGUAUGAGGAGAACUCCAAUAAGCGCCCCGUUCUAACCUCACAACCCAAUGGACUGGCACCUGUCGGCUCCACUCGGCCAGGUCUGUCUUCCUCUGAGAGGCAAACCUCCAGCUCUGACCCCCUCCACUAUCGCCUUGGCAGUGGUACAUCGAACAAAUCGAACGACUGCAAGCUCAAAUCCAUGUCCAUGACCCCAGACCAGGCUAUGAAGCAGUUUAUGUCCAAAAUGUCAUCGUUUGAACACCAUGAGAUUUUCAGCUACCCUGAAGUGUUUUUUGUUGGCCCAAAUGCCAAGAAAAGAUCCGGAGUAAUGGGAGGCACCAACAACGGCGGAUACGAUGACGAUCAGGGGUCAUACAUUCAAGUUCCCCAUGACCAAGUUUCUUAUCGUUAUGAGGUUUUGAAAGUUAUUGGAAAAGGAAGCUUUGGACAGGUGGUAAAAGCCUUUGAUCACAAAACGCAGACCCACGUGGCCUUAAAGAUGGUGCGCAACGAAAAGCGUUUUCAUCGGCAGGCUGCCGAAGAAAUCCGCAUCUUGGAGCACCUGAGAAAGCAGGAUAAAGAUUCUGCAAUGAAUGUGAUUCAUAUGCUGGAGAAUUUCACUUUCAGAAAUCACAUUUGUAUGACAUUUGAACUGCUUAGCAUGAACCUUUAUGAACUGAUAAAGAAGAAUAAGUUCCAAGGAUUUAGCCUUCCACUGGUCAGGAAGUUUGCCCACUCCAUCCUGCAAUGUUUGGAUGCUCUGCACAAGAACCGCAUCAUCCACUGUGAUCUAAAGCCUGAGAACAUACUUCUCAAACAGCAAGGACGAAGUGGAAUCAAGGUGAUAGAUUUUGGAUCCAGUUGUUAUGAACAUCAGAGAGUUUACACCUAUAUUCAGUCCCGCUUCUACAGAGCACCAGAGGUUAUUCUAGGUUCAAGGUAUGGAAUGCCGAUCGACAUGUGGUCACUGGGUUGCAUCCUGGCUGAGCUCCUGACCGGUUAUCCUUUGCUGCCGGGUGAGGAUGAAGCUGACCAACUGGCCUGCAUCAUUGAACUCCUGGGAUACCCUCGGUACUGCACUGUCACAACAUUGCCUGACGGUACAGCUGUGCUUAAUGGUGGGCGCUCACGCAGGGGUAAAGUGCGUGCCCCUCCCUCUGGUAAAGACUGGAGUGUAGCAUUAAAGGGCUGUGAUGAUCAACUAUUUCUAGACUUCCUGAAACAGUGUUUGGAGUGGGACCCAUCCCUCAGGAUGACACCUAGCCAAGCACUUCGCCACCCAUGGUUGAGGCGACGGCUCCCCAAGCCCCCAACAGGGGGCACUACCAUUGUGGAUAAAACCUCAUCUUCCAAAAGGACGACCACUGACGGAGGCGUCACCUCCAUCUCUAAGCCCACCACAACGUCCUCCAAAACCAGAACUAACCUGGCAGCCAUUACAGAUGCCAAUGGAAACAUCCAAACAAGGACAGUUUUGCCUAAGCUGGUUAGCUGA